Messenger RNA from Solea solea (common sole), 4758 nucleotides. Its product is annotated as butyrophilin subfamily 3 member A2-like. The transcript is spliced from 8 exons. Bases 174 to 1637 code for a protein of 487 amino acids. The record is from RefSeq and is a predicted model, not a curated record. Lineage: Eukaryota; Metazoa; Chordata; Actinopteri; Pleuronectiformes; Soleidae.
GGUGUUUCGUUGAGUGGUCUGCGGGUCUGCAGCUGGACCUACUUGGGUAAAACGAGCCGAGCGAGAACACUUCCUGGUGUGAGAACGUAGUCGCUGCUCACGGACCUGAGAAUCGGACCAGAACUUGGACUGAGGCUGAAGACGUUUUCACAAAUACGGGAGUAUACACAAGUAUGGAUAUUGAGAAAUGGCCUCACCUUUCUACUGAAAACACGCUCGUGUUUGUGCUCGUUUGUUCUCUGGUUUGUUCUGGAGCAACACAUCAGGACGAGACUAACGGUGUCUCCAGAACGUACGUCACAGAGGGGGAAGAUGCCGUCCUUCACUGUUCUUCUGUAGAAAGCCUUGAGAACACGGUGGUAGACUGGAAGAACCAAAAUAAAAAAGAAGUGUGCCUCUACGACGGAGGCCAGCACUGUGAGGACAGGCGGGACAAUCAGGACGAGCAGUACAAAGGACGAGCGUCACUUUUCUACGACGAGCUGAAGAACAGAAACGCAUCCUUGAUCCUCAACAACACAAGGAUUGAAGACACGGGGACUUACACCUGCAUACUUCCACGUUUGAGUUCUGGAAUCCAAAGGUCCACGGUGGAGCUCAUCGUCGGUGUCUCCAGAACGUACGUCAAGGAGGGGGAAGACGUCGUCCUUCACUGUUCUUCUGUAGACAAUCAGAGUCUCAAAAACUCACUGAUAAGUUGGAAGAACAUAAAUGGUAAAGAGUUGUUCCUCUAUGAGCUUGGACAUCACACUGAGGACGGCUGGUGCUGUCAGGAUGAGCAGUACGGAGGACGAGUGUCACUUUUCUACGACGAGCUGAAGAACGGAAACGCAUCCAUGAUCCUCAGAGACAUGAGGAUUGAAGACACGGGGAUUUACACCUGUGACCUUCCAGGUUUGAGUUCUGGAAGGAAAAUAUUCACGAUGGAGCUCAUCGUCGAACGGGUCCUCAGAAACAGAAUUGGACUUGAAAAAGGAGCCGUUCAGGCGCCAGUCCUUGAAAUAUCUGACGUGUCAGAGGCCGGCAUGGAGCUCCAGUGUGUGGUCAGAGGUUCUUCAUCAAAGCCGAGUGUAGAGUGGCAGACGUGUGAAGGAACCUCUCUUAAUUCAGAGGAGCCACUGGUCUCUGAGACACGAGGCCGUUACGACACCACGCUCCUCGUCACUGUGACGGAGACGAAGACCAACUGCUUCCGCUGCGUGGUCAAACAGGAGGACAUUUACCACAGGAUUGAUGAUAACAUCACUGUGUCAGAGAAACUCUUUGAGAAAAUGUCCUCCCACGAUACUCAGUCCUCCCACAGCACAGGUGUUCUCGUAGGCAUGUUUUUUGCUGGAGUUGUCACACUUGUGUUACUUCAGCUGGUUCUGGUUCUGUCUCUGAUCUUCACAAGACGCAGAACUCAAAGGAACAUGGAGAAGAAGAUGAUGAUGAACGUCAUAUCCAGUAACAUGACCUCAGAUCAAAACAUUGGAAACAGAAGCAUUUACACCAAGAACAUGAGGAAUGACACAGUGAAGACAGAGAAGGAGACAGAGGAGAAGACAGAGGAGGAGAAGCUCAUGUCCAGUGACAGCUCAGGUAAACAUGAGCAGGUGUUUCCUGCUUCAUCAGUGUUUUUUAGUCUCUGUGACUAGGGCUGGGCGAUAUGGAAAAAAAUGUUAUCACGAUAUGUUUUUCCAUAUUAAUCGAUCUCGAUUCUUAUCACGAUAUGUAGUUUUUGCAGAUGCUGCCAGUGUGAGGGACAUCCUGAAGCUUGAAGAAAUAAGAGAUUCACUGAAACUUUAUAAUAAAGUUUAAUAACAUAAAAAACAACUUAUUUAAACAACUUAAAAAACAAUUAUUAAAUAAUAAUAAUCUUAAAUAUGUAUAGAGGCAGCACAAAACCAAACUAAGUAAACAUGUGGGUCACACCCUCUGACACAUUCAAGUGCUAAACAAAGACAAAAUAAAUGUCAAAACUAAACCACUAUAAUACUAUUAUAUUGGUUUUUUGGAGGUAUUGAGAAGUGCAAAAAUAAAAGGUUGUGCACAUCUUUUGUAAUGUAAACAUGAGUCAUCUCCCUUUACACAAUAACAGCUGUGACAACUAUCACAUCAAAUUGCUUUGGCUGGACAGUGAACAUCUCCAGGACAAAAACAGUAAACAGGGCCCUGGCACAAAUGCUACCUGAAAGAUUAAGGUAGAUCUCUAGAAAUAUUUUAAAAGUAGAACGAAAUCUGAGCCAAAAUUGCACAAUAUGUAGUAAACCAGUCAGUUAUUCUAUCAUUUACCCCAUUAUAGGUUUUUUACAAGAAAGACAAGUCUGGCUUUAAAGCAGCGAGGCAAUAACUAAUAGCGCUUGUUAUAUUUUUGCUCCGCUUUUAUAGUUUAUAUAGUUCAUACGGUGCAAUGUCUGCAAAGAACGACUGGAUAGAUUUUUGUUUCACAGAGCCGCUCUCGCUAGCGAUGCUAACGGCAGACGUCGUGCUAGCUUGAGCCCGCAGAGUCACACUGUCAGUGUAAACACUGAGGUGGUGCCGCCACAGGCGUUGUGUUCCCCGUCCUGGCUGCUACCAACCACCGGCAUAUUUUCAGACCGCUCCUGGUCGCUUUUGCAGUAUCCAAACUACGUCCACACAAUUGACGUCGUGUUGCCUUUUUUUUAACAAUGUCUUCGCUGUGUUCGGCAUUAUUUUCGCUGUCUUCGCUCAUUUUUUCCUCAUUUCUUCAACUUCUUUCCUGCUCUCUCUCUGGUUGGAACUUUAGCGACGCUGCUCACAAUGUGUUAAAUGUCAAUAUUUAACAUAGGAGUCUGGUGUAUUUAGAGACAGCACUGCUGAAAGCCGGCCAUCGUGACCCACGUUCACUGGUAUUUCACUUCAGUGAACAAAUCUUUCUCAUGAUUCAGUUUCAGUGAAAACAACUGCUUUACAAGUCACUAGUUUGUGUUUGCGUCGCGUUAUAAAACCACGUCACCACAGUUUAACGCAGCCGUUGCUAUGACGACUCCGCCCUCUUUGAGGAGGAGCUAUGAAGUCGUAGAAAACAACGUGACUGAUCUACUAGAACUUUUUUACUGAACACAAGCAUGAGUUUAAAAACACAUUGUCAUAUCAUGUCUCUACUUUUGCACCUUAUUAUAGAGAAUAGCAUCAAUAAGAGUGUCAAUAAUUCUCCGUAUCAAUAAUGGUAAAGAUACUUUCUGUCGUCUAACUUCAGCAGAACAGAAAAUCACUUUCUACUUUCAAAUGUUUUCCACACCGCUGUCAUGACACACACACAGAUGCUGAUGCUCAGGCUCAGUGACUGCAGUAUUUAAUCAAAUGUCCUGAUGAUCCGCUCACAUCUGGACAUCUGGACGUCCCCGUGUGUCACUACCACGGUGAUGUAUGUACACUGUAAACAUUUAUUUGUUGUUGUUAAUGUCUAUGUUUUAUUUUCUCCUUUUUCUACAGCUUCAGCUUCAUCAACGUGAAGUGUAAAAUCCAAUGACUGCACUGUGUUGUCAGAGUUGCUGAACUUGGAUGCUGUAAAAAUAACUCAAACGAUAUGAAGUUAGUCAUAUCAAAUGUCAAAUGUUAUCAGGUUUGUGUCUGUAGACGUGUCCGGGGUCGGUCUCUUGUGUCACGUACGAAGUUUCGAGGCGAUCGAUCAAUGCAUGUUGAAGUUACAGGGCACUUCCUGUUUCGUGAUCGCCAAACUCCCCAUGUUUGCCGUAGCCGCGCCUUUUUGUCUUUGAUGUGUCCAGUACGUUUUUUUUAUGUUGGUACAAUAAACGCCCACUUCCUUAUUACGAGUUCCCACCAAGUUUCGUGAAAUUUGGUGGAACUUAAUUUUGGCUUGCUCCAUCCACGUUUGGCCUUAGGGGGCGCUAUAGAGCUGUUAUCUGUUCUUCCUUCAGAUUAUUAUAAUCUCCUUGGCUUUGCGAUCAUUUUUGAGUGGGUUAACGUGCAUAAAAACUCUUGAAACUUAGCAUGGAGGUCAGGUCUGGUGAAAAUGUGAUACUGGCAUAGUUGCCCGACCUGUGUGUUGCUCAAGGGCUCUAUAGCGCCCCCUAAGGUGAAAACAAGGCAAAAUUUAGUUCCACCGAAAUUAGGUGGAAAGUUGUUACAGACCAAGACGAAGAAAAAAGUCGACCGUAACCAUGGCCUCAACUCAACAGGAAGUCGGCAUUUUUGAAUUUUGGCGAUUUGCACCCUACAUAAAUUAAUGAAGUCAUCUCUGCGCUGCUCCUCUUGGCUCCAUGCACUGUUUAACGCCCUUAAAAGUGACGACAUUUACCAGGGUCACUGAGUGCAUCUCAGUAUCGCUUCUCUAAACUCCACCCUUAUUCUUCAAUGCCAUUAAAUCUACACACUGGGCCUUUAAAGACACAUACAAUGUGUUUGCACUGUUACGGUUUAUGUAUUUAAGGAAAAUCUUUAAGCUUCUCUGUAUUUCUUGAAUGUGAAUGGAUGGAUGGAUGAAUGUUGACACAUUACAUGUUACAUUACAUGUCAUUUAGCAGACACUUUUAUUUUAAAGUGCUUCAAGUAAGCCAAACUAUAAAGUGCUAACUAUAAAGACACGUUUCACUGAAAGUACAUUUUUCUGUGAAAAUGAUUAGGAAGUUUUUAAAAGUCUGUAUUUGAUGAAAGUCAUGCAGACACUGUUUAACCAGAAAUAUGUUUUUCAUUUUUUGCUUCAUUCUCAGAUAAAAAAAUACUUGUGCCUUCUUUAUAUACUGUGUAUCCAUUUGUUACUUUAAUAAUGGGAAAUAAAUAUAUUUUACUGCC